Messenger RNA from Andrographis paniculata, 3693 nucleotides. Its product is annotated as kinesin-like protein KIN-14J. The record is from RefSeq and is a predicted model, not a curated record. Gene Ontology annotation, molecular function: microtubule motor activity; microtubule binding; ATP binding. Gene Ontology annotation, biological process: microtubule-based movement. Bases 847 to 3552 code for a protein of 901 amino acids. The transcript is spliced from 19 exons. NCBI's taxonomy places the organism in Eukaryota, Viridiplantae, Streptophyta, Magnoliopsida, Lamiales, Acanthaceae.
UUUUGUUUUCCUUACGAAGAUGGGUUUCAAUGAAUCAGGUCUUCGCGAUAAUCGACAAUAAUCGCGAUCUGUUUUUGUGGAUCUUCCUGUUUUUCUUUGUAUCAUCUUUUUAGGUUUCCAGAAAAAGCGGGAAAAACGGUUUGGAGGAAAAAGGAAAGCCUAUGGAAGAGUCGGAAGCAAUAUUGAGGGUUCAGGAUCUUAUUGCAAAAGUUAGACCUCCUGAUUCUAUGAACUGUGACGGUUUUCCUCUUCGAUUUUGGAAAACCCGCAGUGGUUACCAAUGGUGAAAUUGUGCAGUUUUUGGGGACUGGAGAAUUAGGACAGUUGUUUAUCAUCCGCUGAAACUCAAAAUAUCAUAUUCGAAUCAUAAUUGCCAUCGUCUGUGUUUAAUUUAUGAUGUGCAGCUAAUAUGAUGUUCUCUUAUUUAAUUCGUUGAAAAAUAGAUGUGAUUGUUGAUUUAUAUUCUUGUCAUAUUGGUUUGAUAUUCGAUAUUCAAGAUCUGCUUGCAUUUCAGAUCCACAAUAAGUUCAAUGCAGUAUCUAUGGAUCUAUUUAAUGCCUAUUCACAUGGUUAAAAGGUGAUCUAAAGCUCCACCUGUAAAAAUGAGACAUAAGAAUUAUUUUGAUCCUAAAUUACAGAAGCUUAAAAAGACUAUGGUGCAUUUUUUUAUAGUAAAACACUGAAAGCACACAAUGCCACAUGAAUCUAUAACUUGAGUAUGUCCUUUUGCAUGCAAAGUAAUCAAUCCGGUGCAACUGAUUUUGUUCAUGAAUUCUAAUACAACGUUUUAUUCAAUUAUUAGUGCCAUGUCCAUUAGUGGACUUUGCAAGCACCUACCAAUUUACCAUGGAUCCACUGGCAGUGAGUGAAAGCAGGGAGGUGGGUAGGUUAAAUGCAGUCAAGACUGGCAGUGUUUCUGAAAGAAUCAAGGCUUUUAAUGGUCUUGCCAAAGAGAGAAAUUUGUCAGAGAUCACUCGAUCAAAGUGUGAGAGUCAUGAGGAUUCACUUCCUUCUAAGAUUUCAGAGUUGAUGAAAUUGGGUGAUUUGGAGAAUGCCUCCUCACAUGCCCUUUUCGGGGUUGUGAAUCGGAUUCUGGAUGAAUCCAUCGAGAAAACCAAUGAGGACAUCCCUCAGCAAGUUGCAUCUGUACUAAAGCUACUCGUGCAAGAACUUGAGCAGCGGGUUUCACAACAGGCAGAUAAUAUGGUGAAGCAUAAAAACAUGUUCAAGUCUCGUGAAGAUCGGUUCCAUUCAAAACUUAAAGCAUUAGAAACUGUGGCAACUGAAACUAAUGAAGCAUAUGAGAUUGUCAAUAAGCAGCUUCAACAAAUCAAGAUUGAAAAGUGUGAGGUUGAGGAGGAGAAGCAGCUUGAGAAGCAGAAUGCAACUAAACUGAGGAAAGAAAAUGAAAGCCUUGAGAAUAUGAUUUCAUCACUAAAUGAAGAACUCAGGUUAGCCAGAAAGUCCUACAAAGAGAAACUCCGGGAAUUGGAAACCAAAGAUGAAGAAACUAAAGAUAUGCUACAGAAAAAAAUAUCGGAACUCGGGUGCCUUCUCGCCAAUUCAAGGAAGAAAAUAAAUGAGCUUGAGGAAUUUUCAGAAUCAAAACCUUUGAGAUGGACAAGAGGGAUGGAUUUCAUAGAUUCACAACUUAGAUCUGUACAGGAACUGAGGCUGGCAUCUGAGUUUAUAAAGCAAGAGAUAUUGAGAAUCAAGAAUAUCUAUGCAGAAGAAUUCAAUCAUCUUGGCUUAAAUCUCAAACACUUGAUGGAUGCUGCCCAAAACUAUCACAAUGUGCUCGAAGAAAAUCAAAAAUUGCAAAAAGAGAAUCAAGAUUUGAAAGGAAACAUUGAAGUUUAUUGCCGAGUAAGGCCACUCCUGCCAGGACAAAGUGGAAGACAAACUACCAUACAAUAUAUCGGCGAAAAUGGAGAGUUGGCAGUUGCAAACCCAUUAAAACCAGAAAAAGACAAUCUUUGUCUUUUCAAGCUUGACAAAGUAUUUAGUCCUGCAGCCACACAAGAGGAGGUAUUUCGAGACGUUCGGCCAUUAAUCAGGUCCGUCCUUGAUGGAUAUAAUGUAGGCAUAUUUGCUUGUGGUCAAACUGGUUCCGGGAAAACUCACACAAUGACAGGACCCAAUGCAACAUCUAUUGUGGAUUGGGGUUUGAACUAUAGAGCUCUGAAUGAUCUCUUCAAUAUCUCGCAGAAAAGAUGCAGCUCCACUGCAUAUGACAUUGGAGUCCAAAUGAUUGAAAUAUAUAACGAGCAAGUGCAUGAUUUGCUCUGCCAUGACACUUCCCAGAAGAGACUUGGAAUAUGGAAUACCUGCCUACCAAAUGGCUUGGAUGUGCCUGACUCUACCUUAUAUCCUGUUAACUCAAUCACCGAUAUCUUAGAGCUGAUGAAUAUUGGCUUACUGACUCGAUCCGUAGGUACAACUGCUCUGAAUGAAAGAAGUAGCCAAUCUCACAGCAUACUAACUGUCCAUGUCCGUGGAACGGAUUUGAAGACCAAUGCAAUCUCCCAUGGUUGUCUGCAUUUGGUCGAUCUGGCUAGCAGCGAAAGGAUUUGUCACACCGAAGCAACCGAUUAUAGGUUGCAUGAUAGAUACACAAGCAAGUCUGUAUCUACUUUGGGUGAUGUAAUCUCCGCGCUGGCUUGCAAAAGGCCUCACGUGCCAUAUGGAAAUAGCAAGUUAACUCAAGUUCUUCAAAGCUCUUUAGGUGGCCAGGCAAAGAUUCUUAUGUUUGUACAUCUCGAUCCUCAGAUAGAUUCGUACUCGGAGACCAUAAAGUCCCUAAAGUUUUCCGAGAGAAUAUCCAGAAAUGAGUCGGGUGCAGCUCAGGGUUAUGAAGUUCAGAGCGUCCGAGAACUUGCCGAACAGGUAGCUUCUUUGAGGGAUGCCCUUGCAAAGAAAGAUGAAGAAAUAAGGCGUUUGCAGUUGCCGAAAACUACUAUAAACAGUGAAAGAAAUGGUGUGAGCUCACCAAAAUACGGAUACAGGCAUUUUACUGGAGUGACAAAUCAAAGCAUGUAUGAGAAAACAGAUUCUGGUACAGAUAAAAAAUCCGACUACAGCUACAAGCAUUCUGACAAGGAAUCUCACCAAUCAUCAGAUGAUUUUAAGCCUCAUAGGGAAUUCUUUCUACAAUCAAGACUUGCUGUUGUAGAUGGUCCUGAAAACUUUCCGGAGUUAAAAUUUGAUUGGAUAGAUGGUAGUAAUAAUCCAGAUGACGACAUAGAGCUUUGGGGGCUUGGAGAUCCUGAUACUGAGGAAAGGCUUAGUGAUAUAUCUGAUGGAGUUCUUACUAUGGGAACAGAAACUGACAGUAUCAUAGAGUACAUCCUUUUCCCUGAAACAACGAAGCCAGAUCCUGCUAAAGACACGACCGAAAUAACUACAAAUGUGGAAAGUAAACUUCCAGAAUUGCCAAAGCAGGGCAAAUUGAGAUCACCAUUUUCAUUGCUGAGUAAGAGCUCCAAAAUUUCAGGCUCUAAAAAGGCCAGAGUUAACAGUUCUGCACUUAAAGCCCCCAAAAGACGGCAAUGAUUUUCAAGAAAAGGUGAGAGUCAGAAUAAUCCCUCAACCUUAUUUAAAUAUCACUUAUACUCUGUACUCGGAGAUACUUUCCUCAUCUAGUGGGUGAUUAUGUCAAUGUUGAUAAAUGAAGUCAACCAGCAAUUUUUUCAA